Molecule: messenger RNA, 1707 nt
Organism: Armigeres subalbatus
Lineage: Eukaryota; Metazoa; Arthropoda; Insecta; Diptera; Culicidae
Exons: 3
Coding region: 1-1707 (568 amino acids)
Molecular function (GO): zinc ion binding; catalytic activity; nucleic acid binding
Source: RefSeq, a predicted model, not a curated record
AUGACACAGGAGGCGUUAGAUUUUGCCCUCAGCGACAGAGCGGUAGAGAGGAGAACAGAUAAGCGAGCCAGGGACUCGCCUGGCAUUAAGCGCUUUAAACAGAACGCAAAAAGGCGUCGGGAGAGCGCAAAUCAGAAGAGCGGGCCCACGGAAGUUGCAAACGUGGGAGAACGGCGUAAGAAGAAAGCGAGGACGAAACGAGCCAGUCGGCCACCGGAGGAGGGAAGCCAACCCGACCAAGACAACCUGCGGUCGGACGGUCCCUGGCAAACGGUAGUAAAUAAACCGAAGGUGAAAGCGGCAGUCACGCGCCCGGCGAGAGCCAGACAGAAGGGUGAAGCACUUCUCAUUAAAACAGAGAAAGAGCGCUACGCCGACGUGCUCAAGCCGAUGCGCAGCGCCGAGAAACUGGCGGAUCUUGAUAAAGAGGUUCGUAACAUAAGGCGGACGAGAGCGGGCGAGAUGAUCCUUGUCUUAAGGAAGGGCUCACAGGCGAACGGUACCUCAUAUGGAGCGCUAGCCCAGGAAGUCCUAGGCGAGAGCGUAGAAGUGAGGGCUCUACACGACGAAGUGACUCUCCAAUGCAAGCAGCUGGACGAGGUCACGACAUCGGAAGAGAUCGCCUCGGCCAUCAAGGACCAAGGUGGAGUGGUGGUAGCAAAUGCGUCCAUCCGUCUGCGAAGAGGACCGCAGGGGACGCAGAUUGCCACGGUGAAGUUACCGGCCAUCGACGCUAACAAGGUGAUCAAAGUUGGUAAGCUGAAAGUUGGCUGGUCAGUAUGUCCAGUCAGCCUCUACCAACCACCGGUAGUCGACAAGUGCUUCCGCUGCCUCGAACCGGGACACAAAUCGUGGGCGUGCAAAGGGCCGGAUAGGAGUAACCUAUGUAGGCGAUGCGGCGAAGAGGGCCAUAAGGCGCACACGUGCGAGAAAGCACCAUCGUGUAAGCUAUGCCAGUUGCUGUGGCAGUCGGUAGUAGAAGCGAGAACGGACGUCGCUAUCUUGUCGGACCCGUACCGCAUCCCCGCGGAUAAUGGGAACUGGGUAGCGGAUAGAUCCAAAUCAGCGGCGAUUUGUACGACGGGAAGAUACCCGAUCCAGGAAGUGCUGAACACAAGAGCGGAGGACCUAGUGGGUAGCAAGCCAGUAGUAAUUGCAGGAGACUUCAAUGCGUGGGCGAUAGAGUGGGGAAGUCGCUUUACUAACCGGAGAGGGCAAACGCUGCUAGAGGCUUUCGCCAAGCUGGAUGUCGUGCUGUGCAACGAAGGCUCCAAAAGUACCUUCCAGCGAAACGGAGUGGAAUCGAUAAUAGACGUAACGUUCUGCAGUCCAAGUUUGGUCGGUGAUAUGCAGUGGAUGGUCGACGACGGUUACACCCACAGUGACCAUCUAGCUAUCCGGUACAGGAUAGGCAGCGAGGCAAGAAGAGAAAGCCGGAGAGCUACUCCCACAACCCGGUCGUGGAAGGUCGCCUACUUCGACGGUGGGACCUUCAGUGAAGCUAUGGGUCUGGAAGAAAACACGGGAAGUUUAAGCGGCGACGAACUGGUUGCGGUCCUGUCUCGAGCUUGUGACGCGACCAUGCCGAGGAAGGUGCGACCACGGAACUGCAGGCCACAGGUAUACUGGUGGAGCGAUGAAAUUGCAGCCCUUCGAGCAGCCUGUCUCCGGGCUAGAAAACGCAAAGGACACGCUUGGCGGAAGUGA